This is a messenger RNA of Marchantia polymorpha subsp. ruderalis, 1453 nucleotides long. The record is from the annotation of a GenBank genome assembly. Lineage: Eukaryota; Viridiplantae; Streptophyta; Marchantiopsida; Marchantiales; Marchantiaceae.
AGAUUCUCCCGGGAGGGGGAGGAAUGGGCACACGCGGCUGCUCCGCGCGCGAGUCAAGUCAAGUGGCGCUGGCUGUAGAUUCAGUUCUUGAUCGCUGACAAGAUUCAUUCUUGUUUAUUUCCCAGCGCCGGACACUCGUUCCCCUCCUUGGACAGAUAGAUUCUUCGAUCAGCCGUCCAUUUCCGUUUCGCCUUUUCCCCGUGCCCUCGAGAGUUGCUGCUGCUGCUGCCGCCUAUAAAUCAUUGCUGUCCUCCAGCCUCGACCCUUGGCAACAUUCAUUCACUUCGAGGCGGAACCUCCGAUUCUUCUUUCUCUCUGUUGUGCCGCUUCUGCUCUUUUGGUCUCCAGGGUAGCAUUUGUGUGCUUGCUUGCCUCCAGGCUUCGUGGAUUCGGUGGUGGGUGUGUAUCCGGCGAUUUGGCAAGAUUUGGCUGAAGGCGAGAGGCGGAAGGAUGUUGGUAUUGCAGGCGGCGGUGGUCGGGCCGAUUGCUGCAUGCAAAGGUUGGAGUGGCAAAGGUUGGGCGAGAGGGGCACCGGUGGUGGUGGUGGCGGGGAGGCGGGGGCGUGCCCAAGAUGCGGGGGGGAAGGUGGCUGGGGUGGCAAGUGCGGCUGUGUUUGAGCCCAUGAAGGAGCUGGAGAAGGACUUGUUCCGGUUGCCUCAAGAGUCGCAUGCAUCGUUGGCUCGGCUCAAUUUUACCGACUCUUGCGAGUCUUCGAUCAAUGAGCUGAUCAAUGUCUUGUACAGCGUGUCCUAUCUCUAUCACAGCUUGUUUGCCUAUUUCGAUCGUGACAAUGUGGCGUUGCUUGGCUUCUCUCAUUAUUUCAAAGAGGAGAGUGACCAGCGGAGGAAACGCGCGGAGGAGUUGAUGAUGUAUCAGAACAAGAGAGGAGGGAGAGUCGGGCUCAAACCUGUGCUCUCGGCCCCAGCUGUGGAGUUCGAGGAGGUUGUUAAAUCCAUGGAGCUUGCUAAUUCUCUGGAAAAGUUGUUAACUGAGAAGUUUUAUGAUCUGCAACGAGCCGCUGAGAAAGCUGGGGACAAACACUUGAACCACCUGGUCAAGAGCACGUACUUAGCUGAGCAAAUUGAAAUCGUCAAAAGAGUGUCCGAGUACGUGGCACAGCUGAGACGUAUUGGAGAGGAUGGCCAUGGUAUCUACUACUUCGACAGAGUCUUAGGCGGACAUGAGGCCUGAAUCUGCACUAUAUAGCUACUGUACACGCUGUAGUUAUACGUGAACAUUCGAAGGUCCUUUUGAAGGAAACCCGUGCUGGAUCUAAAUCUUUCUUCUUGAAGGAAGUCCGUGCCGGAUCUAAAAACUUUGUCCUUGCAUUCGCAGUCGGAACUUUGAAGAAUGGUACCAACGACUGUGUAAGCAUGCAACGGAUAGUGGAUUGCACCAAGAAUACUCUAAGCUGUUAACAUGUCAGGACCUUUGACAUUUUCCAGACAUAUUU